AUGGAGGCGCUGGGUGAUUUCAACACUCUACAACAGCAGAUCCAAGCAUCCCUCGUCGCCGUCACCCGAUCAUCCCAGGCCAUCUCAUCCGAGGAUCUGGGCUUCCACCGAUCACUCGAUCCAUCACUAGGUCGCGCACUCGACACACAAAAUGCGCGGCUUCUGGGGCUUGCGGAACGCCUUUUGGGCAAUGCGGCUUCGAGUACGGAGCUUGUACGUCCCAAGUUGCCCGACACAGACGCCGUAGACGCCUCAUGGAGCAGCGUCGUUGAUGUUAUCGACAGCUUGCUUGAGAAGGCCGAUAUCAGCCUGGACGAAUACACGGGUGCAGUCAAGCGCUUGAGCCCGAGCAGAGAGCAGGCAUCGACACCGACCAAGUCGAAUAAGUUCUCGCGCAUCUCCCAAGCCCUCAGAACACAAGACAUUCCCAAGCCGCAACAAAACUUCGUCGACAUUCCUACAAACUUCGAAUCUGGUCCUUUCAAGCCUCUCCUCGAUUCGAAGCCCCACGCCAUCGUACCCUUGACCAAAGCUCUGGAGCCCUUCAAGGACGAGAACAAUGUCCCGCACCACCGCCAUCCUUACCAAACCGAGAUCGAGCAAUACGAGUACCCGUCAUUUGUCUACACCCAGGCAGAGCCCAUCCCUUACCUACCCUACGAAACCACAACCGCUAUAUUUGUCGAUACCGAAGACAAGGUCGAUGAGAUGCUUCAAGAGCUCAGGAAAGCAAAGGAGAUUGCUAUUGAUUUGGAACACCACGACUCUCGCUCAUACAUCGGUAUCGUGUCGUUAAUGCAAAUCAGCACGCGCGAAAAGGAUUGGGUCGUUGAUACCCUGCAACCCUGGAGGAGGAAGUUGAGCAAGCUGAACGAGGUCUUUGCCGACCCUAGAAUCCUCAAGGUCUUGCACGGAGCUUUCAUGGACAUUACCUGGUUGCAAAGAGAUUUGGGACUUUACGUUGUGGGCUUGUUCGACACGCAUUUCGCAUCAAGAGCGCUAGGAUACUCUGGAGGAAGUCUGGCAUUUUUGCUCAAGAAGUUUGUCAACUUUGACGCUCAGAAACAGUACCAGACUGCAGACUGGCGCAUUCGACCUCUACCACAGGAAAUGUUCGAAUACGCCCGCUCCGACACGCAUUUCCUCCUAUACGUCUACGACAACAUGCGCAAUGAGCUGAUCCAGAAGUCCGACUUUUCUGUUGCCGACCAUGAGAAGGACAAGAUUCACGACGUCUUGACUCGUUCUAGAGACACGGCUCUCCAGCGUUACGAACACCCCGUUUAUGACGCAGCACAAGGAUUAGGCGCAGGAGGGUGGUACAAGAUGCUGAGCCGUACACCUGCUCUGCUCAACAAGCAGCAGUUUUCUGUCUUCCGUGCAGUUCACCAAUGGCGUGACCAAGUUGCUCGUCAGCAGGACGACAGCACUCACUAUGUCAUGGCAAACCACAACAUCUUCACUCUUGCCAAGGAGAUGCCCACUGAGAAGGCCGGUAUCUUUGCCGCCAUUCAGCCUGCUAGCCAGACUGUUCGCCUGAGAGUUGACGAAUUGCUGUCAACAGUAGUCAAAGCCAAGGAAGAGGGCGAGAACGGUCCCGAUAUGGUGUCGAUGUUGAAGGAGAUUGAAGCACAUCUCUUGGGAGUGCCGCUCCACGAAACGCCUACCCAUUUCGCUGCUCUCAAACACUCACAGCCCAAGCAAGCCGCGCCUGCUCAUUCGGCACCGAAAGCACCAAUCCUGAACCGCACAGACAGUAGCGAGCCGUCAGGAGUCCGCUCGAAGGUUUCACAGUUCUGGGGUGGCCUCUUCGGCGGCAAGAACCAGAAUGAGCAACCUCGUCCUUACUCUUCCAACAUCUCACUAGCUGUCCCUCUUCCUGCUUUGACGGCAGAAGUCUUCGCCUCGUCAGCUCCCGUAACAGCACCGCCCACCCCUAUCCAGACACCAGCAGCCGCCACGCCCUCGAGUGCGCAAGCGACACCCAAAGAUCGCGUCUUCACACUCAAGGAGCGUGGACGCAAGCGCAACUCUGACGCCAUGUCAACCGGCAACGACAGUCUUGCGACCAACGCCGAUGAGAUUGAUCUUACUGCUGAUGAAAGCCUCGAAGCCAAGCGUGAGGCUAAGCGUCAACGCAAGGAGCAAAAGAAGGCCGAGAAGGAGGCGGCAGCCCAGCACGCAGCAGAGGUUGAUCUGGAAGAGGAAGAGUUCGAUUACGCAGCCGCACCUAGUGUGCUAGAGGCGAACAAGGAGGAUCCUCGCGACAGAAGGAAGAACAAGAAGGAGCCCAAGACCAAGGCAUUCAAUCCAUUCGUCAAGGCACUCGACACGAUGAAGGGUAUGCCAAGACAACAGAAGGAGAGGGCUGGCAAGAGCAUGACUUUCAGGAAGUAAGGGCAUGGAGUUUAUUGGGAACGGCUUUUGCAUUAAAUAGACAUUAGACCAUGACAGGUCUGUCGGCUUCGACGUCAAGACACGA
Molecule: messenger RNA, 2482 nt
Organism: Aureobasidium pullulans EXF-150
Lineage: Eukaryota; Fungi; Ascomycota; Dothideomycetes; Dothideales; Saccotheciaceae
Exons: 2
Coding region: 1-2397 (798 amino acids)
Biological process (GO): histone mRNA catabolic process; exonucleolytic trimming to generate mature 3'-end of 5.8S rRNA from tricistronic rRNA transcript (SSU-rRNA, 5.8S rRNA, LSU-rRNA); nuclear polyadenylation-dependent snRNA catabolic process
Cellular component (GO): nuclear exosome (RNase complex); nucleolus
Molecular function (GO): nucleotide binding; nucleic acid binding; 3'-5'-RNA exonuclease activity
Source: RefSeq, a predicted model, not a curated record